Molecule: messenger RNA, 339 nt
Organism: Lodderomyces parapsilosis
Lineage: Eukaryota; Fungi; Ascomycota; Pichiomycetes; Serinales; Debaryomycetaceae
Exons: 1
Coding region: 1-339 (112 amino acids)
Source: RefSeq, a predicted model, not a curated record
AUGUUAUCGAAACUGUUAAGUAGACAAGCCGUUUUUGCAUCAACUCAAAUUCGCAACUAUGCAAUCAAACAACCAGCCCAGUCUUCAAUAAAACAAUGGGCAACAGAACAUUCACCAAAAUUUGUCACUCAGUUGAAGAACCAAACAGCCCAGGCAGCUUCCACAUUGAAUAAGAGAACAGGUGAAUUUCUUGCUGAAGGAAUCGACGUGGCACAACAUCUCAAACAUCAUAGUGAUGCUAUUCACAAAGUACGUGCUGCCCAGCGUGGAUACAAGAGCUUAAAGGAUAAGGGAGAGAAGGUUGAGAGCGAGCAAUGUCGUCCUGACGAUGGAUUGUGA